GAAGUGACCAUUGGAUCAACUUAACAAGUGAUCAAAAUUAAUCAGUGAUGAGUGAUCAGUCUUGGUUAGUCUGUGGACGCAAGUAGCACGUCAAAAAUGUCGAAAAGUGUGUCAAAGCAAUUUUAUUUCACAAUUUACGAAUUUUAAAGCGCUAGUCCGCUCGCGAAUCCAUCUUCUCGCGUUCGUGAACUGUGCGUUUUUACAGAGAACAUAUUUUGAAGGAGGAAGAAUAAUUUUCUAACCAUUUGUAAUACACCGCAGACACCAUGAAAGUGUGGGGGGCGCACGGAGAAUUCUGUGCCAGACACCAAUGGGAGGUCAUAGUGGCUACCCUGGCUUUGUUGGCCUGUGCAGCCAGCGUGGAAAGGCAUGGCACGGGGUCCCGCUCAGAGAGAUGCGCAGGAUGGGCCAGGGCUUGCCCAGGGUUGGAAGCGGAGUACCAGGCCGCCGACGCGGUGGUCAUGACCUUCGUCCGUUGUACGGCACUACUGUACGCGUACUACCAAGUUUCAAACCUGCAGAAAAUCGCCUCAAAGUACUUGCUUAUCCUAGCCGGUGUAUUCUCCACAUUCGCAAGUUUCAUCUUCACUUCAGCGCUUGCUAGUUUGUUCUGGAAUGAAUUAGCGAGUAUCAAGGAUGCUCCGUUUUUGUUCUUACUAGUAGCCGAUGUAGCUAGAGGUGCUAGAAUGGCUAAAGCUGGUUGGAGUGCUGGGGAGGAUCAAGAGAAAAGAGUUGGGAAGGCUCUGUCGUUAUUGGGACCGACAGCAACGUUAGAUACACUUCUAGCGGUUUUGCUAGUCGGUGUUGGAGGUUUAUCCGGUGUUCCAAGGUUGGAACAUAUGUGCACAUUCGCUUGCUUAGCAUUAUUAGUGGAUUACCUAGUCUUCGUCACGUUUUACCCGGCUUGCCUAUCAUUAGUAGCAGAUUUUGCAUCUGGGAGAAAAGAAAUGGCUCCAGACAGCCCGUUUUCCGAAGAAGACCUAAAACCGAACCCAGUGGUUCAAAGAGUUAAGAUGAUUAUGGCUGCUGGAUUACUAUGCGUCCAUUUAACAAGUAGGUGGCCUUGGACGAGAGAAAAUGGCAUGAUUGAAGGAUCUCUAACCGAUGAUUUUAAAUCUGGGAAUCAUGAAAAUGUUUUGUUCCACUCCUACGUAAAGUGGUUUUCAGUGAGCGCUGAUUAUAUCGUCAUAGCAACGCUUCUAUGCGCGUUGAUCAUCAAAUUCAUCUUCUUCGAAGAGCAAAGGAAUUGGGUUAUAGAUAUGAACGAUUUGACUGUCAAAGAGGUUGUCAAACAUAGCGGUAACAGUAAAAAGUUGUUUACAGUUGGAGAAGAAGAUUUGAAAGCUGAAACGUCCACGCAAACGGAUCCAUCACUUAAUUUUGAUGAAAAUGAUUGGCCAUCUCUUUCACCAAGCUCUUCGUUUGCUAGAUUGAAUGCUAAGAAACGUCCAAUGGCAGAAUGUUUGGAAAUAUAUCGUUCAGAAGGAAUCUGUACUUCGCUGAGUGACGAAGAAGUUGUCAUGCUUGUUGAACAAUCUCAUAUACCAAUGCAUACUCUCGAAAAUGUGUUAAACGAUCCCUUGAGAGGUGUACGACUGCGCAGAAAAAUCAUAGCCUCGAGAUUUGAAACGGAUUCUGCGGUUAAAAAACUACCAUAUUUAAAUUACGAUUACAGUAAAGUUUUGAAUGCUUGCUGUGAAAAUGUUAUAGGGUAUGUGGGUAUUCCAGUUGGUUAUGCUGGGCCUUUGGUGGUCGAUGGUAAAGCGUACAUGAUUCCUAUGGCCACAACGGAAGGUGCUUUAGUAGCAUCGACGAAUAGGGGAGCAAAAGCGAUCGGAACUAGAGGCGUAACUAGUGUUGUUGAAGAUAUAGGUAUGACUAGAGCGCCAGCAGUGAAAUUACCUAACGUAGUCAGAGCGCAUGAAUGUCGCCAGUGGCUAGACAAUAAGGAUACCUAUGCAUUGAUUAAAGAAGCGUUCGAUUCCACAUCGAGAUUUGCAAAACUCCAAGAAGUCCAUAUAGGUGUUGACGGAGCAACAUUGUAUUUAAGAUUCAGAGCAACCACUGGAGACGCAAUGGGAAUGAACAUGGUAUCCAAAGGCGCUGAAAAUGCUCUAAAACUACUCAAAAACUAUUUCCCUGACAUGGAAGUAAUCAGUCUAUCCGGAAACUACUGCUCUGAUAAGAAAGCAGCUUCCAUUAACUGGGUCAAAGGAAGAGGUAAAAGAGUUGUCUGCGAAACGACAAUUUCGGCUGAGAAUUUGAAGAAGAUAUUUAAAACUGACGCUAAAACUAUGACAAGAUGUAAUAAAAUCAAAAAUCUGUCUGGAUCCGCUUUAGCCGGGUCUAUCGGUGGUAACAACGCGCAUGCAGCUAAUAUGGUCACAGCAAUAUUUAUCGCAACAGGCCAAGAUCCAGCUCAGAAUGUAACGAGCAGCAGUUGCUCAACAAGUAUGGAAAUUUCUGGUGAUAAUAGAGAUGAUUUGUACGUAACUUGUACUAUGCCUUGUUUGGAAGUUGGUACGGUUGGCGGUGGGACCGUUUUGACAGGACAAGGUGCGUGUUUGGAAAUCCUUGGAGUCAAAGGCGCUGGGGAAAGGCCUGGUGAAAAUUCGGCAAGAUUGGCAUCUCUUGUAUGUGCUACGGUGUUAGCUGGGGAACUUAGUCUUAUGGCCGCACUGGUUAAUUCUGACUUGGUGAAAUCUCAUAUGCGUCAUAAUAGAUCGGCAAUCAACGUUCCAGCAUCAGCAAAUGAUAUGACUCUAAAAGUACCCACUUUAUAACAGUUGUUACACCAAAUAGCUGAAAUGAAAUGAGCUUAAGGAAGUUAAUGACUUAAAUUCGACUGUUGAAAUGUCGAUGUAGGCGGUGUUAUAUUCGUUUGGGACAUUAACAUUUUAAACUGAAAAUAGAUACAAGAAAACUGUUUUUUUUUUAUUGAGAUCAAUACUGUUCAGUCUGUCAUUAUGCACAUUUUAAGUAUUUUAUUGAAAUUGAUUUAUUUACUGUGCUCAGAUUUUUUAUCUCGCUAAAAUUUGAUCCUUGCAUGAAACUGAGUCUUAAUUAAAAUAAGUUUGACCAGAAGAAGUUUGAGAAGAAGAGAAGAAAAAACGCUUGACCAGAAUUUGUUCUCAUAAAAAGAAUUUGGUUUUGAUAUUGUGUUCCAAAAAAAUAUAACAUCCUGAACAACCGUAAGCGUGCGUUUCUAGUGGAGCGAAACGGUCACAGUACAAUGACGUCAGAGUAAAAUGGACCUUAAAGUGAGUGAAUUAAAGUUAAUUUCGCAAGGUUUCCUGUUUAUGGAAGAAAUGUUUAAAAUCAAGGCUAUUAACGUCGAUUUUAUAUUAACGCUGAAGUGUUUCGACUCUCGAAUACGAUCAUCGUUGGGAACGAAAUUUUCAGCAGACCAAUCGACUUAUUGAUAGAUGACGUGACAAAAUUAUCUUAAUAUGAUUGAUCGAAGCGCUCCACUCCGCUCCGCUUCAUUUGAAGUGCACUGGAAUCUGCAACUCACUGCCGAUGCUUGAAUGUACAACGUAUGCUUGUAUUACUUGAAUUUCAAGUCAUCUUUACAGUAAUAAGAUCUCUGAACAAUAACCAACGUAUAUCUAAGCUUUUCUUAAUAAAGAAUUAUUACUAAGUUUCAAAAAUUGUACUCGGUUUAAUAUUCUACAUAUAUAUCGAUUUAAUUACGAGGGGUCUCUCCCUCACUCGCUCCAUACAAACGUAGUUCCAAUUUCAUUUGAAUAUUAAGCAACCAAAGUCCAUGAAAUUUUGCAGACAUAUUCUAGAAACUAAUAUGUAUGCCGGUGGUUUUCCAGAUUUCUGU
Maniola jurtina (meadow brown) is the source of this 3829-nucleotide messenger RNA. RefSeq names its product 3-hydroxy-3-methylglutaryl-coenzyme A reductase (gene Hmgcr). Lineage: Eukaryota; Metazoa; Arthropoda; Insecta; Lepidoptera; Nymphalidae. Gene Ontology annotation, cellular component: peroxisomal membrane; endoplasmic reticulum membrane. The transcript is spliced from 2 exons. The coding region runs from base 267 to 2783 and encodes 838 amino acids. The record is from RefSeq and is a predicted model, not a curated record. Gene Ontology annotation, biological process: coenzyme A metabolic process; sterol biosynthetic process; isoprenoid biosynthetic process. Gene Ontology annotation, molecular function: hydroxymethylglutaryl-CoA reductase (NADPH) activity; protein binding.